UGGAGAAUUGCAAAAAAAGGCAGUCUGGUGACCAUGGUGCAAAGUGCCCAUCUCGGUGAGGAAGGAAAGUCAGGGGAUGUGUGGAGGGAACCCUGACUCACCACAAUGCAGCUGGCAGAGGCUAAAUGCCUGUGGCCCCAUAGGCAAUAACUACACCUGACUGAGGAACUGCUCUCAAAUGAACGAAGCAUGGGUACGUUUCAUGUCUCAAUGCUGACAGACACUCACUACAGCACUGACAGGAUCAUACAUGGCAUGGGCAGACAGAUGUGUGUGUCUGCUGGUACUGAUAAGCUACAGAAACACACAUCUGUGACACACAUGCACACAAGUGGACAGGGGGAAGAAUAAAGCAACAAUGUACUGCUGUAGAUACAUACACAUGUACUGCAUUGAUUGAGUAUAUAAGGGAUAGAGAUAGAAUGAUAAGAUAGAUAAAAAUAAGGAUGCAGAAAUAGAAUAUUGAUUUUGAGAGAUAGAUAGAGAGAAAGAAUGAGAGAUAAAUGGAUAAAAUGAUACAAUUAUGAAGAGAUAAAGAGAGGGAUAGAGAGAUAAAAUAUUGAUUGUGAGAGAUAGAUAGAUAGAGAGAGAGAGAGAGAUCUUGAAUGUAAGUACAUGAGUGGUGGUGGGGCUUGGAGAGAAUUUAGAGAUAUUAACCCUUUGUGUCAGUGAUGAAAGCUAUGCACAUAAGCCCUUUAUAGCAUUCAUUGAGUGUGCAUUGGAUGUAUAAUCAUGUGCAAUCUGUUUGUAUAAAUAAGGAAAAAUUACUUCUAGCCUUUUACUUGUAGGUGUCAACCCUUAUCGGUUACUAAGUGGAUCAGCUGUAUCUAUGCUAAUAGCUCUGUUGGUAUGUUUCAUGGUUAUGCUGUCAUCUGCUGAACGCGGGUGCCCUCCAGGAUGUAGAUGUGAUGGAAAAAUGUUUUAUUGUGAAUCUCAGAAGCUGCAGGAAAUCCCAUCAUCUUUAUCUCCUGGCUGUAUAGGUUUAUCUCUCCGAUAUAACAGUCUUCACGUACUGAAGUACAAUCAGUUUAAAGGUCUCAAUCAGCUCACUUGGUUGUAUUUAGACCACAACCAUAUUAGUGAUAUUGAUGAAAAUUCCUUCAAUGGGAUUCGUAGACUCAAGGAAUUGGUUCUUAGUUCUAACAGGAUCUCUCUUAUUUUAAAUAACACUUUUCAACCAGUGACAAACUUGAGGAAUUUGGAUCUGUCUUAUAAUAUCAUUCAGACACUGAGACUUGGGCAGUUUAAAGGCUUAAGGAAGCUGCAGAGUUUACAUCUAAGGUCAAAUUUACUGAGAACAAUCCCCGUAAGGAUAUUCCAAGACUGCAGAAACCUAGAACUUUUGGAUUUAGGAUAUAACAGAAUUAGAAGUUUAGCCAGGAAUGUCUUCACUGGAAUGAUCAGGUUAAAAGAACUCCAUUUGGAACACAACCAUUUCUCAAAGCUCAACCUUGCUCUCUUCCCAAGACUAGUCAGUCUUCAGAAUCUCUACUUACAAUGGAAUAGGAUCAGUUUUAUAGGCCAGACCAUGUCUUGGACUUGGACAUCCCUACUAAGGCUGGAUUUAUCUGGUAAUGAGAUAGAAGCUUUCAGUGGACCCAGUGUAUUCCAAUGUGUUCCCAACUUACAACGUCUCAACCUGGAUUCCAACAAACUAACCUUCAUUGGCCAAGAAAUUCUGGACACCUGGAUAUCUCUCACAGACAUAGGUCUUGCAGGAAAUAUUUGGGAGUGUAGCCGGAACAUAUGUUCUUUGGUAAACUGGCUGAAGAACUUUAAAGGUUUGCGGGAUAAUACAAUUAUUUGUGCGGGCCCUAAAGAUCUUCAGGGGGAGAAUGUAAUGGAGGCAGUCAGAACUUAUAACAUUUGCAGCAAAAGCAUUACAGAGAGCCGGGAACUGAAAAAUAAUGAAAGGAGUCCAGUCGUAAAACACAACAUUGUCAGAACUAAACACGAUAGCAACUAUUCAAUGCCACCAACUGUUGCAAUGACAGGAUCUGUGCACGAGAGCAGUGGGGAUUCAGAGAUUAUCUCUUUACAUAAAAUCAUAGCAGGAACUGUUGCAUUGAUCUUAUCAGUGCUGGUGAUAUUUCUAGUCAUCUAUGUUUCGUGGAAAAGAUCUCCUGUAGGCAUAAGACAUCUGCAGCAGGGUUCUCUUCUAAAAAAACACAGACAUUCAAAUAGGUCACCAAUAACACAGAUGCCUCCAUCAUCCCAGGAAUUUUAUGUAGACUACAAACCGGCAAAUAGGGAUGAGUCUGAGAUGACAAUAAAUGGUUCUGGGCCUUGUACAUAUAACAAAUCAGGCUCCAGGGAAUGUGAGGUGUAAAAUAAAGGAAUAAAGUGAUUUUAAACAUCUGCAACUUUUUCUUUUACUGAGAUCAUGUGUUUUACUGUGGAUUUACCAUGUACUCAAAGAUGGCUCGUUGGGGAAAAAAAGUUCUCUCUUUUUUUGAAGGCUCCCUAGUUUGGAUUUUUCUAUUCAAUUAUAUAUGCAUAUAACUAUCUACUAGUAUAUACAUAUGUAAUGUUUCACAAACAUGUUACUAAGGC
Pelobates cultripes (western spadefoot toad) is the source of this 2553-nucleotide messenger RNA. The record is from the annotation of a GenBank genome assembly. NCBI's taxonomy places the organism in Eukaryota, Metazoa, Chordata, Amphibia, Anura, Pelobatidae.